This is a messenger RNA of Drosophila hydei, 518 nucleotides long. RefSeq lists its product as uncharacterized. The transcript has 3 exons. Lineage: Eukaryota; Metazoa; Arthropoda; Insecta; Diptera; Drosophilidae. The record is from RefSeq and is a predicted model, not a curated record. Bases 5 to 508 code for a protein of 167 amino acids.
UAACAUGGCGUAUGCGUUACGUACGCUCACUGCUCUGCUGCUUGCCGCAGCGAGUGUUGCUCUAGGCCCUUCGAGUGCCUCAUUAGCGGACAGGGAAACUGUGCAACUGAUGCCAGCUGAGCGUAUGCUGGCCCAGGUGCCAGCAGCAGCACGCAGCGGUUUUUUGCUCUACCAAUUAGCAACGGCCAUAAAUUCUGGCAACUACCCAGGGCUCGAGCUAGAGGUGGAGCAGGAGCAGGAGCAGGAGUUGAUUGUGGAACAGCAAGUGGACGCCAGCUGGCUGAACGCCAUGGCAAAUGAAUUUCAGCAAGUGCCAGUCUACGAAGAUUUUCCGCUACAAAUGCAAGGCUGGCUAAUGGACGGUUAUGGCCUGAGCGUGCAGGAUGUGUAUCAGAGCUGGUCCAGAGCGGCAACUGUAGCUGCAGCUCGUUCUGCUCAGCAGCUGUGCAAUGCCCGGGGACAGUGCUACGAUGUGACUCAAAUUCUGGCUGCGUGUUGUCCAUUUUGAGUUUAAGCAA